CACACCAAUCGAUCGUCCGCAGUUAUAACGUUAAUAAUAUUAUUCAUUAUUUUGAUAAACACUUUUAAAAGUGGAAAAACACAGUGGAUACUAUAUUUGUUCGUAAUUCUUUUCUUUUUUUUGAAAUGAACGAGCAAAAAAAAAUAAUAUAAAAUCUAUGGGACCGCGGACCACCUAUGACAAGCUCACGGAAACAUGCUAUUAAAUUGCUGAAUUUUGUUUGCAAUGCUAACUGCUGAUGAAUCGAUAAUUUGCUGUAUAUCAGACAUGUUCAUACAAAUUUCAUUUGUAUCCAUUAGGUUAGUACAAUCAUUUUCAUCUGGCAUAUUAAUUUUCACUGCAUGAACAUGUUUACACAUAGUACAUUUAUUGUAAAAUCGUAACAUGUACAAGAUAAUAAAAUAAUGUAUACUAACUCGUGUGCAGGUUAUUUGAUAAAAAAAAAAAUUAUAUUACAAUUGAUAAGGAAUUUGCUCGUGGGCUAUCUCUAGACGUUCGUCUAUUAGGAUAACAGAUAAUCUAUAAUAAUAGAUUAUCAUAGUUUAUGUUACGAACUAUCAACUAACAUAGUUCGUGGUUGGUAGUGUUUAUAAUUUGUUAAGUGUUUACUGUUUACCGUUUUACUAACUAAGCGAAAAUACUUCAUUUAUUAUAAAUACUUGUUUUUCUAUACUAAGUACAGUAAAGUAGUAAAGUAGUCUACUGUAAAUAAAAUUACUUGGUUUUAUUAUUAUUAUACAUGUCAAUUUAUUAAACUUUGAAGUCUUUAGUAAGUCAAUAUAAUAUUAUAGGUCUAAGAUCGCGGCAUUAUAUUUUGCAGAUGUGACCAAUUAAUUAUUUUAACUAAGUAAUAUUUGACUGAUGGAUGCACCUUAGUCUGUGGUUAUUGUGAACAGCUUUUGACGACUACUACCUGUUCGACAUUAAACAUGAUGGAUACCAAUUCACAUUCCAGCAGGUAACGUCUCAUUGUGAUUUUUAUUGAAAUAAAUAUAAAUUAUAAAAUAUUAAAUCGGUCUAGGUACUUAUAUAAUAUUUCCAAUAUAUACAUAUAUAAAUGUAUAUAUAUAUAUAUAUAUAAUACAUAUAUUUGUUACUAACUAAUUCAUAGCAUAAACACAAUAUUUUAAUUAUUAUAAUUGUACUUAUUGGAUAUUGGGUUCAGUAUGCAUUUGUUUAACUUUUAUUUCUAUGAAACAUUUUUAAUAUGUAGAAAUAAAACGCAUAUCUAUUUAAAUUAGGUAUUAAUUUUAAAUCUUCUAGAAUAGGUAUUUACAAAAUGUAUUUCUAUUAUUCUAACUUGAUCUUUAAAGUAGGUAUGCAAAUAAAAAUUUAUUUUUGAAGUAAAGUAUCUUAAACUGUAAUAUAGAAUGUUUUUUAGUAUUAACUGACAGUAUUUUUUAUUGCAAACAGGCAAAAUUCUUUUGAUGUUUAGCACUUGGAAACGCUUUACACGGCAAGGAUCAUUCUUACAAUGUCUUGUUAUUACUAACGGGCUGUUAUUUUCUGAAUAAACUAGUAAAAUUGCUAUUGGUUAAUAUACUUUCCAUGACAUUGCAAUUGUAAUGGCUCUAAAUAAAUUAUACGUAUAAAUGGAAUAUUUAUUCUCCACAUUAAAAUUUAUGUAGGAAAUAAAAUAUUUACAUUUACUUACUUACAUCAUUAAUUAUUUUAUUACAAAAACAAAUGCCUAAAUAUUUAUGUUUAAAAUUAUAAUUCACAUGUCUAAACACUCAGAUGUAAUAAAAAAAAAAAAGGUAAUAACAAUAAUGUUUAAUAUUUGAAAUUGUACUCAAUUUUUAGCUGUAAAAUAGUGUAUUAAUAUUAUAUUAAUAAAAUAACAUUUUUGUUUUUUGCUAAUUAAUUGUCUAAAUAUUUUAAUCGUGUAGGGUUAAUGAUGAAGAUAAAACUCGAAAGAAUAAACCGCGUCCUAAAAAAAUGUAAAAACUAAUAAUUAAUAAUUUUAUUUUAAUAUAAAUCAUGUAAUGCAGCGAAACCUCUAUGGAUAAUAUAUGUAUAUAUAUAUAUAUAUAUAUAUAUAUAUAGGUAUAUAUAUUAUAGAAGCUUCAUUAAUCAAUAAUUUUAAUUGAAUCCAUAAUUUGAUCUUUUUACUUCUUUGUAUAAAUUAUCAUCUAUUGUACAUUUUCAUACUCUUCCGUAACAGAAAUAUUGCCAUUUCUUACAAGUGUUCUAUGAUAGGAGUAUAUUCAGAGGGGGUUUUGGGGGUCUGAUCCCCAAAUCUCAUUGCAUUUUUUAUUUUAACAUAAUGUGUACAAUUUUCUAUUUAGAUUUAAAAAAAAUUUCUCACAAGGAAAUUUGUUGCCACUGUUAGCCAUUGAUCUAUUAUAAUGUUGUAUAGAGGUUUCACUGUAUGUAUUUUAUGCUAUUAAUAAAGUAACUUGAAAUAUUUUAGUGGUGGAAUAACCGAUGAAGAUGAUAUUGCUGUGGAUCAUACAUUAACAAUAAAACCGCCACAAGCCAGAGUUCACAAAUCAAGGCAUAAAGUAACCAGUCAUCAUAAACAUUCCAAAGUAACUAGAUUUAAUAUAUAUAUAUACAUACAAAAUAAUUCCUUUCUAAUAUAAUUAAAUGUGUUUUUAUAUUUAGGAUCCGACGAAAAAACAUCAUUCAAGUCAUCGAAAACAUAGACAUUCUCGGUAAUAUUUAUAUUUUAUACCAUAUUGUUUUGUGACUAUAACAUCUAAGUUGUAAGGGAUAAAUAAAUUAUAACAUAAUUAUGAAACAUUAUUUCAGAGAUGAUGAACUUUCCAUGAGAAGCAAAAGACCCAAAAAAGAUGAUGAUUAUUACAAAAUAGAUUCAAGAAAUUUAGAUAGAGUUGAAAAUGGUGAUUGGGAACGUUACAAAAAAAGGGGAGGUUAUGGUCAUGAUAAACAUUCAAAACAUGAAAAGCCACAUAGAGAUGAAAUGCUUAAGGUAUAUUAAUUGCAUAAUUCAUUAAUUAAUUAAUAGUUUUUAAUUGUAUUUUAAGUAACAAAUUGAAAUAAGAUAUGAAUUUAAGAUAUAUGCUGCUGUAGAAAUAAUAAGCUACAUUACAAUUAAAUUUUAGUAAUUCAACUGUUUAUUCCUUAGAAAUAAAAAUAAACAUUUUCUUUAUAAAUAGUGAAAUUUUAAAUUUAUUUUAUUUUUAAAAAUACCAUAUGGCCAAAAAGCUAUUUGUGUUCAAUUAUUAUUUAAAAUUAUUAAAAAAAAAAAAAACUGACAAAUUACAAUCAAAUUAAUGUACUACAUAGAUAUUUAUUUAACAUUAUUAUUCUUCACCUAGUUAUUUAAUAUGUAUCUUUUUUUGUUUAAAAAAAUUGUAUUUGUAAAGGAAAAUGAUUUGAGAAAUUUAUUACAAAAAAAGAAAAUGGAAAAAGAAGAACGAUAUCGUACUACAGAUUAUAAACACCAUCAAAAAAAAGAUGUAGGCAGUAGUGAUUCUAGAGAUGCACAUGCUAAGCUGAAAAGGCGAGAAGAAGAUGAAAGAGACAGUCGUAAAUCGCAUAGAGAAAGAGACCAAUAUAUUGAACAAUACUAUAAAAUGAUAGAUCGACCUCGUAAGUUUUAAUUGUAUAUUUUAAACAUGAUAUAUAGAUCCUUUAUAGACAAAAGAGGAUAAUUAACAUUUUGAUAAUUAUUAUUUAAGCAACGUUUUAACAUUUUGAAAUUUGAUAAUUGAUGAAUGCGCCCAGUGCCACUUUUUUGGGUUGAAAACAUGUCUUAUCAGGAAAAAACUCAUGUCUUGUAGAGGGGUCUGAUUUUGAUGAUUACUAUUUUGUUGGGAGGAGAAAGACUUCCUAUAGACUGCAAUGAACUCAGUUUUUCAUUAUUUGUAUUUCAAACUUUACAAUAGGUAUGUAUUUUUAGAACAAAUGUUAUUUUUAACUUUUGUGUAACAUUAUUGGAAAUCAAAUGAAAAAUUGAGUUUAAUGUGAUUUGUAUAAUUUUGUUUGUCAAUAUUACAAAAAAGUAAUCAAAUUAUUAAGUUGACAUUAUAUAAUCUUUAUAUUAUAAAAACAUUUUUGUCUGUAAAUAUAGCUGUACCCGUCUCCCUAAAUGAGUAUCAGACAUGGACACUAGAUAUUUGGGGUCAUUUAAUAGAAACUUACCAUUGUUCACAAAUUAAACUCCUGAUAUUUAUGCAAAAACAUUAAAUUUCUGUGAUACUCACUUAACCAUUUUAUCAUUGAUAAAAGUACUUUUUAUGAAUAUUAUGUAAUUUUGGCAAAAAAAUGUUGCUUACUCGCUUUUGUCUACUAUGGCUCAAUAUUGUAGUAUAUAGUACAUUAUUGAAAAUUAAUUUUGUUUUUAUGCACUUUUCCAAGAAAUAACAGUGGAACAAGGUAGACAUUAUUAUAUUAUUUUUAUAUUAAGUUACAUAAAAGGCUGGGAUUUAAAUUUUUUUUUACUAUAAUUUGUUAGUUAUGAACUCAUACCAUUAUACAUUAAUUUUUUAAUAACAAUAAUAAUAAAAAUAUUUAAAAUAAUUCUAUAUAAUUUUAAUACCUACAAUAUUCUAGUAUUCAAAUCUUCUCUUUUACCUUCAUUUCAACUAUUUAAGGUUUGCCACCAUUAUCAUAAACAUCCACUUAACAUGUUCUCCCACAUCAUUUUCUCAUACACACUUGCUGUCUUUAUAUCAUUCUUAAUCAUAUUUAACCACCUUUUUUUCUCUUUCUUCCUCCUACUUUUAUUUUCAUUUCAAUUCUUAUUACUUCUAAUUUCUCUCUCCUCAUGGCAUACCCAACCCAUUUCUGUCUAUUUUCAUUCAUUUUGUCUACUAUUGAAGCCACACUAAUAUUAUCUUUUAUGUACUCAUUCCUUAUCAUGUCACUUCAUUUGUCCAGCAAAGCAUUCUUAUUUCUGUUACACUCAUUCUCUAUUCUAUUUUUCUGUAUACCGCUUAACAAUUCGAAACCAUACAACAUAGCUGGUCUCGUCACAUUCUUGAGAAUUUGCCUUUAAGUCUCAUUGGAAUUUCUUGUCACCUAAAACACCUGGCACUUCUCUUUACUUAUCCAACUACACUUAAUUCUAUGUUUUACAUUUUUGUAAAAAUUACUGUUUUUUUGUACAAAAGAUCCUAAGUACUUAAAACUUUCAACCUUUUCUAUUAUAUCACAUUUAUUGUCUUGCUCUAUUCUGCUAAACUUAUACUCUAAAUACUCUGUUUUACUUUUGCUGUAAAAUAUUAUAAAUAAAAUACAAUAUUUACAAUAUUAUUUUUUUAUUACAAUUUAAUAUCAAAUAUAAUAAUAAUGCAAUUUUUGGGUGUUAUUAUUAUUGUCACAGUUUAGUUCAUAAAUGAAUUAUCAAUUACAAUCUUUAAAUAGGUAUUUGUACCUCUUUUUGCCUUUUUGAUAUAAACAAUUUAUAGUGUAUUAAUUGAAAACUUAUUUUAUUUUUAUGCAUUUUUCAAAGAAAUAACAGUGAAACAAGGUAGACAAUAUUAUAUUAUUUUUAUUUAUUCUAAGUUAUAUAAGUUAUAGAUCAGUUAGGUAUUUCUACCUAAUGAUAUUAUAAAAAUGUAUAGUGUAUGAUAUGAUUGAAAAUUAAUUUUGUUUUAUACAUUUUUCAUAGAAAAAACAGUGGAACAAGGUAGAUAAUAUUAUAUUAUUUUUACUUAUACUAGGUUUUAAAAGUUGAGUUUCAAAAAGGGCUGGGAUUAUUUUUUUGACCAGAAUUUAUUAGUUAUGAACUCAUACCAUUAUAAAGUAAUUCUAUAGUAGGGCCCGAAAAUUGUACGCGUUUGCAUAUUUUUGUUUAUUAUAUUAAAAAGUAGCUAGGUAAGACACAAAUUUGAAUCUUAGCCUAAUAUAUACAAUAUAUACAAUUUAAUUUUGCAUAUUUUUGCAUAUUCAGAACAUUUUUUAUUAAUAAUAGUUGUUUAUUGUAAUAAAAAAUAACAUGGACUUAUCACAACAUAAGAAAAAAACAUAGAAUCAUGAUUAAACAUCACCUAUAAGCAUUGCUUGAAAUUGUGAUGUUGAGUUCAUAUACAAAAUAAUAUAAUAAAAAAAAGGAAAAAUAAUAAAUAAAAUAUUCAGAAAAGUCUGUCAACAUAUAGUAAUUACAUACUAUGUUAUUAUGCAUAUUCAAGUAUUAUUUCAAAAAUAUAAUGCAUAUAUUUUGAAAAAAAUAGUAUCAAGUUAAUAAUACUAAUACCUAACUAAGGACAUAUUCAUAUUUUGAUUAUUUUUAAAUUUGUAUUUAUCCAUGUAUCGACUCAUGUAAUGCCAAUUGAUAAUAUUGUUUAUCGAUGAGCUUACUAUUUAAUAAGAUAAAGUUUGCUGUUGGUACCACAAAGAUUCCCUAUAAUGAAAAACUAGUAAUGGUUUAUUAUAUUUGUUUGCCUAUUCGAAUGAAAAAAAAUGCAUAAAUGGAUGCAUGUUUUAUAUGGUUUUAGUGCCCUAGUUUUCGGGCCCUAGUAAUGAGUAACAAUAUUACAAAUAAAAUACAAUGUUUUUGUUUAUUUCUAUUUUCAUUUAAUUAAAAAUAAUGGAUAGAAUUCAAUUAAUAAUCUAACUUAAUAAUAUAACAUACUGAACCAUACUAUAGGGUGAAACAAAUAAGUGAAUAUUAUUGUGUUAUUAAAAUUAAAAUAUCAAAUUAAUAAUAAUUAUGUAAUUUUGAGGUAUUAUAAUUUUCCCAGCCCUUGUCAUAAAUAAUUUAUUAUUAUUAUAAUAAUUUAUGUCUGAUAAAUAAUUAAUUUUUUUUUUUGUAUUUUUCAAUCCCAUUGAUUAUUUUAAGAGUAUUUAUUUUGUUAUAGGACCAGAUAUGGUACCUGAUCUAGUUGUGUUAUCAAAUGAUUCAUCUUCAUCAGACGAUGAAAAUGAUAACAAAGAACACAAGGAGGGAAAUAAUAAAACUAAAAUUGAAGAAAAUUCUCUCACUCCACCAUUGAUUGAAGCUAAAUCGGAAGGAGAAGAAUCUAAUGAAUCAGGUCAAGAUUCAGGCGAUGACACUGAUAGUUCUGGUUCUUCAUCUUCGUCUUCAAAAAGUUCACAUUCUAGCGGUAUGUGAGGUUUAAAAAUAACUUUAAUUUUAAUCUUCAAAUUUUAUGAUGUUUAUUACUAUUUUAGAGUUACUCUAUUGCUUUAGGUACUUGUAUGUAUACCAAAUAUGAAAUAAUCAAUACAUUGUUUAUUAUUUUAAUCCACUAUACUUUAUGUAAAAAAAAUAACAUCCAUCCAGUUAUUAAUACAUGUAUAUAUUUAAUUUUUUUUUUAGAAAAAUCUGAUAAAUCUAGUAGCAGCAACUCUAUAAAAGAAGAAUCAAAAUCACCAGAAAUUGAUACUGAAAUUCAGAUGGAUAUCACAUUAGAAAAAAACUCGUCUCCUCCAUUGUCACCUUUAAAAUAUUUACCUGCGCUCCAAGGUUGUCGAAGUGUAGAAGAAUUUCAAUGCUUAAAUAGGUUAUUAGGCAAUCAUAAUUAUUUAUUAUUCAUUAGAUUUAUUUUUUUGUUUAUAAUUUUUAGAAUUGAAGAAGGAACCUAUGGUGUGGUUUAUCGAGCCAAAGAAAAGCAAACUGAUCAAAUAGUGGCAUUGAAACGAUUGAAAAUGGAAAAAGAGAAAGAGGGAUUUCCAAUUACUUCACUGAGAGAAAUAAGCACUCUUUUAAAAUCACAGCAUCCUAAUAUUGUGAAGGUAAAAGAAAUUGUUGUAGGCAGUAACAUGGAUAAAAUUUUCAUUGUCAUGGAUUAUGUUGAACAUGAUAUGAAAUCUUUAAUGGAAACAAUGAGACAAAAAAAACAGUCAUUUACACCUGGUAAAUAAUUAUACUAUAUUAUUUUUCGAUUGGAUUUCAAACAAUUAAAUUUUUACAUUAUUUGUUUUCCAGCUGAAAUUAAAUGUUUAAUGGGACAACUUUUAAAGGCUGUAGAACAUUUACAUGAUAAUUGGAUUUUACAUAGAGAUUUGAAAACCUCCAAUUUACUUUUAAGCCAUAAAGGUAUUUUAAAAGUUGGCGAUUUCGGUUUAGCUCGAGAAUAUGGUUCUCCAUUAAAAUCAUAUACACCGGUAGUUGUGACUUUGUGGUAUCGUUCACCUGAACUUUUGUUAGGCGCCAAGGUUAGUGAGAUUAUAUCUUUGAAGAUUAUUUAUUUUUGUGUUCUCAUAGUUUUACUGUUAGGAAUGGUUAAAAAAAAUUUUAUUUUAUAAUAUCAAAUAAUAUUUUGUUGUCUUAUUUUCGAUGUGCCAUUCAAAUUACAAAAAGUAUUUCAAUUAAUUUUUUAGGAAUAUUCGACUCCAAUUGAUAUUUGGUCUGUAGGAUGUAUAUUUGCUGAAUUUCUGUUAAUGGAACCACUGUUCACUGGAAAAACUGAAUAUGAUCAGUUGAAAAAAAUAUUUAGUACCUUUGGUACGCCCAAUGAAAAAGUAUGGCCUGGAUAUUCGAGUUUGUCAUUUGUAACAAAAGCAUCAAUGCCUGAUUGUCCUCCGGCUAAUUUUAAAGGAAGGUUUACAAAAGAAGGCAUUUUAACAGAUAUUGGAUAUGAUUUAUUAAGAAAGUGAGUUAGAUAAUUUGUUAAACGAUUAUAUAUUUUAUUCAUUAUGCAUAUUUUGUUAUAACUUAUAAAUUACUAGAAUGCUUACAUACAAUCCGAGUACACGUGUAACAGCCGAAGAUGCACUUAAACAUAAAUACUUCUCAGAGAUGCCAUUAGCCAUAGAUCCGGCAAUGUUUCCAACAUGGCCAGCAAAGAGCGAAGGCGGUACGAGAAGAGUUGCAGCAGCUAGUCCAAAACCACCAUCUGGCGGUGGGGAAUACAAACAGCUCAAAGAAGACGAAGGAUUUCAUAUCGGUAAUAAUUUACCAAGAGUUCCUGCAGUACCAGCGUUUAGUCUUAAGUUUUAAUUUUUGCCUUGUUAUAUAUUUUUCAUUUGUAAAUAAUUAAAACAAUUUUUUACUACAUUCGACAUGUACAAUAUUCUACAAAUUAUUUUAUUACUCAAUUUCUUUGAUAAUACACAGUAUCCUUAUGAUGAAAGUUCAUUAGACUGGUAUAUUAUAUUUAAAUAUUAAAUUUGAAUAUAAUAUUACAUUUUUAGUGUAUCAUUUUAUAUUCUUUAGUGACAAUAAUCAGUAAUAAUUGUAUAGUAUGAUGG
This is a messenger RNA of Cinara cedri, 9105 nucleotides long. The record is from the annotation of a GenBank genome assembly. NCBI's taxonomy places the organism in Eukaryota, Metazoa, Arthropoda, Insecta, Hemiptera, Aphididae.